Chara braunii is the source of this 4125-nucleotide messenger RNA. Lineage: Eukaryota; Viridiplantae; Streptophyta; Charophyceae; Charales; Characeae. The record is from the annotation of a GenBank genome assembly.
AACAGUUGGAGUGUUGGCAUGACAGGGGGAACCAUGCUUCAUCAUACCUGGCCCUGAUGUCAGCACUCAAUUGUGGGAAUGGCUCAUAGGGAGUUCAUGAAAGUACUGAAAAGCAGAGGGCUUGAUCAGAGAAAAUCCUUGAGCAUUGAAGACCCUCAUGUGCUCAGCGAUAUCUGCCUGGAUGGCACUGGAAAGAGAGGAAAAGAGUAUGAGAGACAAGAGCUGGACAAUGGUGUUCAUAGUGGAAGGGGACAUGAACUCCUGGUGCACACAAAGAUUUCCAAGGGAGGCCUCCUGGCGGAGGAGGCGGAAGGUACGAAUUACCGAGGUGCACAACAGGUCUCACAUAAAGAUCCAUUGGCAGUCUGUGAGGGCUCCUGUAUGUCAACAGGCCAUGGCUGGAUCAAAUUUGAUCCGGAAAGCUCUUGGAAUGGCCAGAGUUACAGGCCAAACAACAGGAGAGGAAUUGGCAGAGCGGGGAUAGGAGUGGACACUUCUUUGGAUGCGUACACAUCUUCUUCAGGAAGCAGCAAGUCGAAGGGGGAUGGAAUGAGAUUAUGUGAAGAGAGCAUGAGAUUGUGUGAAGAGAGCAAGCAAAAGCUCGACUCUCUUGCAUGUAUUGGAGGCUCCCUUGGGAGGGAGGACAUUGACAUCACAUUACCAAAGGAUUGUGAAAGGAAUGGUCCCUAUGAAGAGAGGGGAGGGAGGAAUAACUACAGUGCAACUCGCAUUGGGGUGAAUGCCAAAGAUGUGGCUCUGCAAAUUGCCAGGCUUUGGGAUCAAAGAACGAGUACAAAGAGGGAGCAUACACUGUGCGGCACUGAAACUUUAGGAGAAGGAUUGAGAUUGAGUAGUCUCCUUGACCGUCACAGGAAUUGGGGGAAAGAAGUGGGGGACGGAGGAGGUGGAGGAAAACAUGAUGAUCAUGGAAGAUGCACAAACUGGAAUGGAAAUGGGAAAAAUGACCAAAAUGGGCAUCGCCGUACCACCGGUGGCAGUGAGAUGGAGAUGAUGUUGGGCUCGAACGGCAGUGGCGGUGAAGGGAUCCAGGUAAUCUCAAGAGCAAAGAUAUGUAGAGGGAGUCUUUCAGAAGAUGACAACUCUCAUGCAAUGGUUCGGAAUGGUGGAAGCUCAGGCUUUUCUUCUGGAAACAUUGGCCUUGGUUAUGCUCAUGAGCUGGAAGUUGGCAAUAGGAGGAGGGAAGCGCAUGAAGGAGAUGUAGAAGCUGGUCGGCCUUCCACAAGGGAUUGGAGGAGUUACAAACCAUCAUUUGCUGUCAAGAGGAGAUCAAACGAAAGUGAGCAGAAUUGCCAUGUGGAUGGACGCACUUCCAGAAGUAGUAGUCCAGAUGAUGCUCUCAAGAGAAAUCUAGAGAGAAGGCAGCACUUGCAAGAUAGAGCUCAACUUCAAACCAUGUUAGCAGAAGAAGUGGAAAGAAGGAUGAGGGAGGAGGAGGCAGCAGAAAUGAAAGGUAGACAGGUGAUGGAACUUGAGCAGAACAAUGAAAGGCUGCUGAAACAGCUGAAGGAGAGGGAACAAAUGAUUGUGGACGAGAGGAGGAGAGUAAAGUCUAGAGAAGAGCUGCUCCAGAAAGAUGAAGAGGAAAAGGCAAGGCUUGAAAGAGAAAUUCAAGCCCUGCAGACAAAGGAGGGAGAUCGGCAUUCUGAGUUGGAACAAGACARGGAGAGCAGRAUGGUUAUGGUUCUUGAGAAGGAGAAAGCAAGGUUAGAAGAGGAACUUGCUUCAGAAAGGCAGAGAAGAGAGCAAAGGGAGGAAGAGGUGAAGGAAGAAAUGGAAAAGAAAAUGGCCGUGCUACAGACACUGGUAAASAAACUGCAAGAAGAGAAGAGCACUUUAGUGGAGGGCCUGGCAACGGAAAUGGAGAGCAAGGCUCAUGAAAUUGCCGYAGCGAAGGACAUGAUUGAAACAAUGAGGAAAGAAUGGGACGAGAGGGUGGAGAGAGAAGCACAGAAGGUGCGGAGGGAGGCUGAAGAAGAGGCAGAGAAGAGAGAGCAGGAACUUACUGUGGCACAGGAAGCUGCGGAGAUGGAGGUCGCCCAGGUGAAACAGCAGGCAACUAGGAUAGAAGAUGGAAGGAGGCGGCUGUAUGGCAAGCUAGAUGACACGAGAAGCUCUAAAUUUGAUGGAAGGGAGAGGAUUCGAGAAGAAGAGGAACUGGCAGCAGCAAGGAACGAGGGAAAUGAUAGGGAAAAGGUUGUCCCGGAUCCACAGGUUAUGUCCGGUCUGAUUGGGAAGGGAGAGGAGGGUCCAGAAAGUCGCCAACAGAUAGAUCAGGUAGGAGAGAAACAGGAAGCUCAGCUAAAAGAAACUCUAGUGUCUGUGCAGUGUCUAUGUGAUGAACGAGGGGAGGUAAUCGACUCCAUGAAGAAGAAGAUGCAGCAAGAUAAAUUGCUGAUGGAGGCCAAGGAGAGGGAAAAUCGCAGGCUUAUGGCAUUGGUGGCCGGAUUUUCGGUUGGGGAGGAGAAGCUGAAAGAGGAGCUUAGCAGAGCAAGACAAGAAGGUGAAAAGUUGAAUGAUAAGAUGAAGAACAAGGAAAAAGAGGUAGAGCAACUGAAAAACGAGGUUAAAGACCUUGAGAAGAAGUUGUUGGAGGGAGAAAGAGAGAGGCAGCAGUUAUGGACGUCGAUCUCUGGCGAGCAGUCAUGGGAUAGGGAGAUAGAGGCCAAGGAAAGGGAGGUAGAUGAGCUGAGAAGUGUGGUAAAGAAUCUAGAACAGCGGUUGCAGGAGGGCGAACGAGAGAGGCAGGAGCUGUGGGAGACCCUCUCUGGAGAGCAGUCCCUGGAAAGAGACAUAGCGGAUGAGAAAAAAGAGGUAGAUGAGUUGAGAAAUGUAGUAAAGAGUCUGGAGCAGAGACUGUUGGCGGGUGAUCGAGAGAGGCAGAAACUUUGGGCAUCGCUUUCUGAGGAUCAACCAAGGGAAAGAGAGAGAGCAGACAAGGACGAUACUGAGGUAUUUAAACGGAGGACAUCUGUGCAGAGUCUUGAGGGGAGAAGAUCUCUAGACGGUGACCAAGACAGGCAACAAUUGUCAGGGAAGUCCAGAUCUGACGAAAAGAUUUACGGAAGAGAGAUUGAGGUCAAAGAAAAAGAGAUUCAAGAGCUCAGAAAUCUGGUGAAGACUUUUGAGCUGAGGCUGCAAGAAGUUGACAAAGAGAGACAGGAGUUACAGGCAUCACUUUCUGCAGUGCAAUCACAGGAAAUGAAAGAGAUGGACGAUGUGAAGAGUGAUGUGGAGGAGGUUAUUGCAGCAAAUGAACAACUGCGUGCUGAGAUUGCUGCCAAGAAGGAAGAGCUGGCCAAAGCAGAGCAGAAAAUGAUGAAGGAAAGGAGAGAAAGGGAGAGGGAGGUGAAAGAGUUGAGAGAAACAGAGUCACAACUGCGGGAAAGCUUGCAAGAGAUCUCCAGAAGAUUUGACGAGGCUAUCAGUGGUAGGAAGCAAGAGGAGGAACUUGAGCAGCAAGGGGUUGGCUGGAACUCUGAGUUGGCAGAUAGAGAGAAGGAAGUUGAGGAGCUGAAGGGAAUUGUGAGGAAUCUGAGGGGAAGACUAAUAGAGUUGGAAGGGGAGGUUUCACGGUUGAGUGAUGAUGUUGAGGAAAGAGAGAAAGAGGCGCUGAGGCUGCUUGAGGAGGUGCAUGCCAAGCAGGAGAUUGUUGAUGAAGCUCGUGAUCAGGUACGCUUACAUGGACUCAACUUACUAAGUUGCAGCUUUGAUUAUGCUGCUUCCUUACUGCACUGUAUGGCACCGGUGAAGUUCCAGGGUACAGAGGUCAUUUGCAAGGAGUUUGCCGAAGAGGGGAAUGUGGACACCAGUGGGGAAGGGUAGAAAAUGCGCCCUAACAGUGAAAGACAGUUGAUUGAUUCAUCAACCUUCCUGACCUAGUGUGUGCGAAAGAUGGUCAGAGUACAGCUUGCACUGGAACGCUGAGCUGCUACAGAAAUGGAGAGAUUGCAGUAAGUUGAAAGAAACUGCUCAGGCCUGAGUAAUGUAGGGCCGUGGCAAGUGGCACUCCUGAUUUGAAGUCCGUUCCCCUCCUGGCCUUUGGACUCCCGGUGUGUUUCUGCUGAUCCAUCAUCAGUGGGUGGUCAAUCAAUUCGAACACAGCUG